GUCCGCGACCCUCCGCUGGUGGGCAGUGAUAGGAACGAUCCUCCCACGAGGUGCUGGAAGGGCCCGUUCGUUGCGUUCUGGGACCUCAUGAGCAGCUCUGCUGGGGUGGCGGUGAUGCUUCAGUUCACGUAUACGCCAAUGGAUGGAUGCAAGGAUCUAAUGAGCAGCUCCAGCAACGCUUCUCUUCUAGAUAAUGGAAGGAGUACAGCAAGGCAAACUCGCGCUAUGCCACUCAAGACGGCUGUGUGCUCUCCGUUGAGGUGGUCACUGUCGUCAUCGAAAGGCCCUCCUGCUUCCACAUCGU
Messenger RNA from Closterium sp. Naga37s-1, 304 nucleotides. The record is from the annotation of a GenBank genome assembly. Lineage: Eukaryota; Viridiplantae; Streptophyta; Zygnematophyceae; Desmidiales; Closteriaceae.